Molecule: messenger RNA, 2162 nt
Organism: Seriola dumerili (greater amberjack)
Lineage: Eukaryota; Metazoa; Chordata; Actinopteri; Carangiformes; Carangidae
Gene: snrnp70
Product: small nuclear ribonucleoprotein U1 subunit 70
Exons: 10
Coding region: 183-1640 (485 amino acids)
Biological process (GO): mRNA splicing, via spliceosome
Cellular component (GO): precatalytic spliceosome; U2-type prespliceosome; U1 snRNP
Molecular function (GO): mRNA binding; U1 snRNA binding
Source: RefSeq, a predicted model, not a curated record
UACUCGCACGCAUCGAGCUAGCUGCGGCAACACGGUGUGUGCCCCCCCAGCGGAUCGCUUCUAGUGGUUGUUUAUCCUCCUUUUAAUCGUGAGUUGGUCCGGGAGACCUGCAUAUAUCUGACGCUUCUUCCCCUGGUCCAUGGUGUGACAUUUAUCAGACAUCGGAGGAGAGACGGUGAAAGAUGACACAGUUUCUCCCCCCGAAUCUGCUGGCCCUCUUUGCUCCGCGGGACCCCAUACCGUUCCUGCCUCAGCUGGAAAAGCUGCCCCAUGAGAAGCAUCAUAACCAGCCUUACAGUGGCAUCGCUCCGUUCAUCAGGCACUUCGAGGAUCCCAGAGAUGCCCCCCCACCAACAAGGGCAGAGACCCGUGAGGAGCGGCUGGAGAGGAAGAGGCGAGAGAAGAUAGAGAGGAGACAAGCAGUGGUGGAAACAGAACUCAAGCUAUGGGACCCCCAUAAUGACCCCAAUGCACAGGGGGAUGCCUUCAAGACUUUGUUUGUUGCCCGAGUGAACUAUGAUACCACAGAGUCCAAGCUCCGCCGUGAGUUUGAGGUCUAUGGCCCCAUCAAACGGAUCUACAUCGUCUACAACAAGAGGACAGGGAAGCCUCGGGGCUACGCCUUCAUUGAGUAUGAGCAUGAACGGGACAUGCACUCCGCCUACAAACACGCAGAUGGGAAGAAGAUCGACGGCAGACGGGUGCUGGUGGACGUGGAACGAGGACGCACGGUCAAAGGAUGGCACCCUCGCAGGCUGGGUGGUGGACUGGGUGGUACGAGGAGAGGUGGAGCCGAUGUCAACAUCAAGCACUCUGGGCGAGAUGAUGCGUCGCGUUACGACGAUCGGCCUCUAGGCGGUGAUCGGGAUCGUGGGGAACGGAGGGAGCGCAGCCGGGAGCGUGAUCGGGACAAGGACAGAGAGCGUCGGAGGUCCCGAUCCCGUGAACGCCGUCGACGCACCCGUUCCCGGGAGCGAGAGAGGGAGAGAGAGAGGCAGAUUGGAGGAGGAGAGGAUGGCGGCGGCGGCGGUGGCGUUGGUGGCGGCGGAGGCGGUGGCGGCGGCGGUAGUAGUCGGCGUCGAGAGCGAGAGAGGGAGCGUGGGGGGGCAGCAGGAGGAGACAGCAGGAGCAGGGAGAGGAGUCGAGACCGGAAGAGAAGGAGCAGGAGCCGGGAUCGCAAGAGGGACAGGGAGAGAGGCAAGGGGUUGGAUGGGGAGGACGUCAGCCAGGGAGACGGGGCCCCUGAGGGUGGGGAGCGGACGCUGGAGGAACAUGAAGGAGAGGUGGGGGAGGGUAUGGAGGAGCGUAGAGACAGGGACAGAGAGAGGGACAGGGACCGAAGGCGUAGCCACAGGGACAGAGACCGGCGCAGGGGAGACCGAGACAGAGACAGGGAGCACAAAAGGGAGCGGGGGGAGAGAGACAGAGGAGACCGCAGGGAAGAGCGCCAUGGGUCCCUACGAGAUGACAUGGGCCCCCAGGAUGACAUGGGCAAUGAUGAUGAGGGGGGAGCUCCGCCACACAUGGAGGAGUACAGUCAGGAUGGAAUGAUGAUGGACCAGCAAUCGGUGCCAUCAGCUGACGGCUACGGCUCCAGUGAGAACGGCUACAAGAUGGAGGCUCCAGGAGAUGAGUACUGAGAUGACCCCUCCCCUCAGCAGACCCUCACUCACACCGCCUUGACCUUCUACCAAGGCACAAGUUCUGAACGAGGUCAGGGACUCCUCAGACAUCUAGCUAGAUUUCCUCCUGUUGAAAUAUUCCACUUGAUAUUGUUGCACACAGUUGAUGCAUUUAAUUGAUCUGAUCUCACUAAAAGUUGCAGCUUCCUGCGUUGCCCAACUAAUCCGUGCCACUCAAUGUUAUCAGAUUACCUUAGUGAUUUUUUUUUUUUUUUUCUCUCCCUCGGCCUGGGAUGAUGUGAACUGUAAGGAGCUCGGUUAGUCUUUUAUUUCCAUAUUCAUGAAGCAGUGACACUGUCAGUUUGUCUGGACCCAGUUUCUGCUCGAUGUCUGUGAAGUUGAAGGAAACGUGCUGUGACAGUGGAGGGCUGUUUAUUCUGUUUAUUCAUUCUGGAAGAUUUUUUUUUAUGUCUGCUGUUUGUAUGUUAGAUUUGCAGGGUCAUUUUAAUAAAGAUGUGUCUGAAAGUCUGAGCUACUCCA